Molecule: messenger RNA, 1485 nt
Organism: Astyanax mexicanus (Mexican tetra)
Lineage: Eukaryota; Metazoa; Chordata; Actinopteri; Characiformes; Acestrorhamphidae
Gene: trnau1apa
Product: tRNA selenocysteine 1 associated protein 1a
Exons: 9
Coding region: 337-1251 (304 amino acids)
Biological process (GO): selenocysteine incorporation
Cellular component (GO): nucleus
Molecular function (GO): tRNA binding
Source: RefSeq, a predicted model, not a curated record
CAUGUGUGUGUGGCUGUCUGUGUUCCUGGUUUAGUCCUGUAUUACACAUUUAAUUUAGUGUGAAACAGCUCAACUCAAUUUAUCUGGUUCAGUUCAUUAAUUUAUCUCUUAAGCUGUUCUCGGGUGGUCCAGCUGUGACUGACCUCAGAAUAGAGUUCAGCACUGAACACAGGAGUGACUGAAGUAAACAGUUCACAGGUAAUUCAGGAAGUGUCCACUAGAGGCGCCGCGCCUCAGAACUCUAGCGCCUCAGAGCACUGAUCACUGAGAGAUUUAUCAGAGCCUGUGAGUUACCGAUUUCAGUUUAGAAACAGUUCACAAACCAACAAACACGCAAUGACCAGUCUUUGGAUGGGAAAUCUGGAUUCUCACAUGGAUGAAGAUUUCAUCUGCCGUGCCUUUGCUGUAAUGGGAGAAGCAGUCGUGAGGGUCAGAAUAAUUCGCAAUAAAAUCACUGGAGAUCCUGCUGGGUACUGUUUUGUGGAAUUUGCUGAUGAGGCCACAGCUGAAAGAUGUCUCCGCAGGGUGAAUGGGAAACCCCUACCUGGUGCUGCUAAGCCAAAAAGAUUCAAGUUAAAUAGGGCCACAUACGGAAGACAUGAUGAGAACAGUCCAACUUUCUCUCUCUUCGUGUCGGAUCUCACGCCGGAUGUAGAUGAUGGAAUGCUGUAUGAGUUUUUUUGCAAUCACUUUCCUUCCUGCUGUGGAGGGAAAAUAGUACUGGACACCGAAGGUUAUUCAAAGUGCUGCGGCUUUGUGAGCUUUACAAGUCAGAGGGAGCAGAUGAGGGCCUUGGCAGAGUUUCAGGGUGCUGUUGGACUCGGGAAGAAGCCCUUGCGCAUAGACUUGGCCACUAGCAAACCGAAUAAAAAACAGCCGAUGGAGGAUCAGACUGGAGCCCUAAAUGCUCUUAACCAACACUUCAGUCUUUACCAGUUCUAUGCCAAUCAGUAUUCCAACUAUUACUCUGGUUAUUAUCAGAGUGCAGCAGACUAUGAUCCCUACACAGACCUCCCUCAGGACUCAGAACAGAGCUAUGAGGAGAUGGAGGAUUGUGACUUGGAGGACCCAAACCUUCAGCCGAAUGUUAUGGAGGCUAAUAGGAGUUUCAUGGAAGACAGUGAAGAACUGUAUGAUGCCCUCAACAGCUGUUUCUGCCAGCCUCCAGAGUCAUGGGAUGGAAUCACCUGCAGCGUAAUGUGCUAUCUACCUGAGCCAGUUUUUGAAUAUGAGUUAAAUGGGUGGCAGUAAACUCCUAGUUGUUCUUUAUUGUAGUAAUUUGACUCAGAGCAGGAUGUUUUGUUUGUUUAAGGGCAGCUAAGUUUUUUUUUUUUUACCAUUUAGUGGUUUGACUGUUAUUAAACAGGAUAUUAUGUGUGGUGUGUCUGUAGUGUAUUUGUGUGCUUAUGUAGAAAACCUGCAUGACUUAUAAAACUUGAAACACAUUCUAAAUCUAUCGAUGCAAUAAAUAUUAAUUUCUGCGCA